This is a messenger RNA of Dicentrarchus labrax (European seabass), 2728 nucleotides long. It is a transcript of the gene esr2a, whose product is annotated as estrogen receptor 2a. The coding region runs from base 678 to 2396 and encodes 572 amino acids. Gene Ontology annotation, molecular function: zinc ion binding; steroid binding; sequence-specific DNA binding. The record is from RefSeq and is a predicted model, not a curated record. Gene Ontology annotation, cellular component: nucleus. Gene Ontology annotation, biological process: regulation of DNA-templated transcription; estrogen receptor signaling pathway; cellular response to estradiol stimulus. The transcript is spliced from 9 exons. Lineage: Eukaryota; Metazoa; Chordata; Actinopteri; Moronidae.
UCACAGCGACGGCCGACUCUUAUAUGAGCGCUGUGAGACUGUCGGGGAACUUACUCGGUGCUCGGCCUUUCUGCAGCUCAUAACGGCUCCAAAUAAACAUUUUAUUUCGCACUUUACCAACUCAUGACACCAACAGCGGGACUCCAUAUUGUCACACCGACAACUUUUGUCUGCAACUAGAAGACAGGAGGUGGAAAGGUUGCCACACAUCUGACUCCACGUGCUGGAGUAAUAAUGUGAGACUCAUGGCUGGACUGACACUAAGCACUGAACUGAACCCCUACUCCGGGGUUGACGGACUGUGGUCCUGUGUGUUCGCUGCCCUCUAGAUCAUUUCACAGCACUGACUCUCUCUGCUUGACAGGUUGAUCAUGUGAUCCUUCCCGACACUAGCAUUCCUCAGUGAGCAGAGUUAAAUCAAAGUAAGCUGCAGGAUUGAUUGGAGUUAUCCAUCAUUCUGGGAAUGUACAAUGUGAGCUCACAGGUAACAUUAAACCACCCUGGCCUGUAGGUAGAUGCGCAAUUCUUUGUUUUUAUUCUAUUACACUGCUAGUACUUGUAGAUAAUGACAAUACCACUGUGAACUUGACACCAAAGGGAAAAAAUGACUCCAUCCUAGGCCCAUAUUUGUUUAUGAUGUGGUAAAUCUAGUGAUACUGAGAGCGUCUGUAUUUGCAAUGGCCGUUGCCUCCUCUCCAGAGAAGGAUCAGCCCCUCCUCCAGCUCCAGAAAGUAGACUCCAGUCGAGUCGGUGGUCGCGUCCUCUCCCCGAUUCUCAGCUCCUCCAUGGAAUCAAGCCAACCCAUCUGCAUCCCCUCCCCGUACACCGACCUCAACCACGACUUCACCACCAUACCUUUCUACAGUCCGACUCUCUUCAGUUAUGCGGGUCAGGCUAUUUCAGACUGCCCUUCCGUCCAUCAGUCGCUAAGCCCCUCCUUGUUCUGGCCCAGCCACGGCCACGUGGGGCCCCCCAUACCCCUGCACCACUCCCAGGCUCGGUCUCAGCACGGACAGCCAAUCCAGAGUCCAUGGGUGGAACUGUCACCGCUGGAAAAUGUAACAACCAGAAAUACUGACUCAAACUUAUCUGUCAGUAAGAGUGUGAUGAGGCGUUCUCAGCAGAGCGAGGAGGGCGUGGUGUCAUCUGGCGGGAAGGCGGACCUCCACUACUGUGCUGUGUGUCACGACUAUGCCUCGGGUUACCACUACGGCGUCUGGUCAUGUGAGGGGUGUAAGGCCUUCUUCAAGAGGAGCAUCCAAAGACACAAUGACUACAUCUGUCCAGCAACCAAUGAAUGCACUAUAGACAAGAACCGCCGCAAGAGCUGCCAGGCGUGUCGCCUUCGCAAAUGCUAUGAAGUUGGCAUGACGAAGUGUGGUAUGCGAAAGGAACGUGGAAACUACAAGAACCCCCAGACGAGGCGAGUGACCCGCCUGUCCUCACAGAGCAGAACACACGGACCAGAUGUGUUAACUGGAUCAUCAGCAAUGGGUUUGUUAAACGCGCCCCGUCCUCCUGCACUGACUUCAGAGCAGCUGAUUGAGCGAAUAAUGGAGGCAGAGCCGCCAGAGAUCUACCUCAUGAAGGACAUGAGGAGGCCUCUGACUGAAGCGAACGUCAUGAUGUCGCUCACCAACCUGGCAGAUAAGGAGUUGGUUCACAUGAUCAGCUGGGCCAAAAAGAUUCCAGGGUUCAUUGAGCUCGGUCUCUUGGACCAGGUGCACCUGUUGGAGUGCUGCUGGCUGGAAGUGCUGAUGGUCGGACUGAUUUGGAGGUCAGUGGACCAUCCAGGGAAACUUAUCUUCUCCCCUGACCUCAGCCUGAGCAGAGAAGAGGGGAGCUGUGUCCAGGGCUUUGUGGAGAUCUUUGAUAUGCUGAUAGCUGCCACGUCCAGGGUGAGAGAGCUCAAGCUCCAGAGAGAGGAGUACCUCUGCCUCAAGGCCAUGAUCCUCCUUAACUCCAGUGAGUACAUGUGCCUCAGCUCCUCAGAGGGCAGCGAGGAGCUGCAGAGUCGCUCCAAGCUGCUGCAUCUUCUGGACGCUGUAACGGACGCUCUGGUGUGGGCCAUCGCCAAAACCGGCCUUAGCUUCCGCCAACAGUACACCCGCCUCGCCCACCUGCUUAUGCUGCUCUCACACAUCCGUCAUGUCAGCAACAAAGGCAUGGACCACCUCCACUGCAUGAAAAUGAAGAACAUGGUUCCUUUGUACGACCUGUUGCUGGAGAUGUUGGAUGCCCACAUCAUGCACGGCUCCCGGCUGCCCCAUCGGCCCCCACAGCAGGAGUCCAGGGACCAGAGGGAAGCUCCUGCUCAGCCACAGAGUUCUGAUAACGGCCCCUCAAACACCUGGGCUCCCAGCAGCAGCACUGGAGGUGGAGGUGAACCACAGUAGUCGGAUCAGAAUUCAGAUGCAAUGAAUUUUUUUUCCGCUUUGCACUAGUUCACAAGACUGAUGAGACGUCGUUUUGCAGAGCGCUGCAUUCUGUGAACUCUCAUUGGUGAAACUAAAGCUGUGACACACACAUUUUUAGAACGUUACUCUGCAGACAGACCAAACUUGCAGUAUUCAUUGCCUUACCACCACGUACUGAAAAGCCAGAGUGGAACAGGAAUGUGAAGAAAUUACUGUCAUACUUUGGCCAGUAGCACCACCACAGAACUGAACAAAACGUUCAUGUAAUAUGUGAAUUUCAUAUCAGAUAAUGAACGACUUCAUGUGCCAAG